AUGUCUCAACAACCUUCAGCAGGUCAACACUCGCAUGCUCACCCACACCCUCAUCCUCCGCAACCUGCUCAACAGGUCAUGCCUGCUCCACAACCGGACCCAAACAUGCAGGCUCGCAUCGAUGCCGAUUUUAAGCCUGUAGACUUAGCAGUAGGAGGUCCGAGUACUGCAUUCGCUUUCUGCAACACGCACAAGCUAGAAAAGUGCAAGCAGUGCAACGUAGACUUUACUGCUCUCAAUCGUGUCUCGAAGAUUCUUGUUACGAACCCUACCUUGCGCUGUCCACCUCCUCCAAGCGUUGUGCAGCAAAAACUCUCGCAGGCAGUGGCAAAUAUGAAGGACGAGGGCAAUAACCUAUACAAACUCAAGAAGACUAGGGAAGCGCUCUCAAAGUACAAUAUGGCAGCGAGCAUAGCCGUGCAGAGACCAGCUUGGGAAAGUGCCGCAAUACUACGAGAAGAGCUCUCGACUGUAGUAUCCAACCGCUCAGCGGCUCUUCUUGACCUCGGUGACUACCUCGGCGCACUUGUUGACGCCGAGACCGUCAUUUCCGUCCGGAGACAAUGGCCGAAAGGUCAUUUCAGAAAAGCAAAAGCACUCGUCGCGCUGGGCCGCAUAGAAGAGGCUAAAGAUGCCAUCUCUCUCGGCCUUCAGUUUGAGCCCAAUAACACUGAGCUCAGCGGAUACAUGCUCGAGUUAGACAAGCAAUUGACAUCGCGUAACCAGCAAAAUACAGAAGAAAAGUCGGUGCCUGUCACCUCCUCGUAG
Messenger RNA from Suillus discolor, 768 nucleotides. RefSeq lists its product as uncharacterized. The record is from RefSeq and is a predicted model, not a curated record. Gene Ontology annotation, molecular function: Hsp90 protein binding. Lineage: Eukaryota; Fungi; Basidiomycota; Agaricomycetes; Boletales; Suillaceae. Bases 1 to 768 code for a protein of 255 amino acids. The transcript is spliced from 3 exons.